UGCUCCGCCCUAUGAAAACGUCAUUGGACACACGUGACUACUCAUAGGCGUGGCUUUACGGUCUCGAGUUAGAUUCAGGCUGGCCUUCGUCGAGCCUCAGUCGACGUCUGUACCAUUGAUUUAUAGAGUACGGAGAGAGUAAAAGUUUUAAAAGUUUGUGUCCUGCUAAAGUGCGACAUAAUUUCUCUGCAGCUGUUUGCAGGUCGGCAAGUGUGACGCUUUAAAAUUCACAUUUUAGUCCUUUUCCUUUGUGAGGGUCGACAUGGGUAAGAAGCAGGGAAGCAAAACAAAGAAGGACGUUCAGGAGGUGGAGGAGUUUGUGGUGGAGAAGGUGAUUGACCAGCGACUGGUCAAUGGGAAAGUUGAGUUUUUCCUCAAGUGGAAAGGCUUCACAGAUGCUGACAACACUUGGGAGCCCGAAGAUAAUUUGGACUGCCCUGAACUGAUUUCUGCAUUCCUGGAGUCUCAGAAAGGAGUGGUGGAGAAUCCAGAAGCCGUAAAAAGAAAGUCCUCAACUGAUGAACCAGAAACUGAUGAGAGCAAGGCAAAGAGAAAGAAGGAAAUGUCUGACAAGCCAAGAGGGUUUGCAAGAAACCUUGAGCCAGAGAGGAUCAUUGGGGCAACUGAUAGCAGUGGAGAGCUCAUGUUCCUCAUGAAGUGGAAGGACUCUGAUGAGGCGGACCUGGUACCUGCAAAAGAGGCCAACACCCGUUGCCCACAGAUAGUCAUUGCCUUUUAUGAGGAAAGACUAACUUGGCAUUCCUGUCCUGAGGAUGAGCAGCAAUAGCACCCCACAUCUCGCUGAAUUGUGCUUUAGUGUCUUUCACCUGUACAGUGUUAGUGGAAGUGUUCAUAGCCUGAUGGUGGAGGAUUUUUUUUUUUUUUUUAAUGUAUUGAGGUUUGGCUGGAAGCUAUGUGCAUGGCACUAGUGAACCAAUGAAAGUAUGUACAAAUGAGGUGAGUAUGCUUUUAAAAGUUACUGUGUAGGGCGCUUUGCCUUAAUUUGAACUAGGUAUCACAGCAGUGCUGUUCAUUAAUGCACUGGCUUGUGUUUUUCUUUCACUCUUGUCAUUCAGAGAAAUCCAAAACUUGCAUUCUGUUCAUGUUCAUAGUUUCUUGUAGUGGAUUAUGCUGUCAUUACCGUAGUAUUUUUUUCCUUUAUUUCUUAUUGUUUACCUGAAUAUUGGAAUAGUCUGUUUAAAUGUCUGUGUAAAUAUUUCUUGUUUUUUAGUUCAAUAAAGGUUUAUAUGCCUGCUUUUAA
Molecule: messenger RNA, 1261 nt
Organism: Sinocyclocheilus grahami
Lineage: Eukaryota; Metazoa; Chordata; Actinopteri; Cypriniformes; Cyprinidae
Product: chromobox protein homolog 3-like
Exons: 5
Coding region: 263-787 (174 amino acids)
Cellular component (GO): nucleus
Source: RefSeq, a predicted model, not a curated record